This is a messenger RNA of Amyelois transitella, 1454 nucleotides long. RefSeq names its product tetratricopeptide repeat protein 19 homolog, mitochondrial (gene Ttc19). The coding region runs from base 222 to 1193 and encodes 323 amino acids. Lineage: Eukaryota; Metazoa; Arthropoda; Insecta; Lepidoptera; Pyralidae. The record is from RefSeq and is a predicted model, not a curated record. Gene Ontology annotation, cellular component: mitochondrial inner membrane. Gene Ontology annotation, biological process: mitochondrial respiratory chain complex III assembly. The transcript has a single exon. Gene Ontology annotation, molecular function: protein binding.
UUUUUAACUGAGACAGUUGACAUCACUGUCUGAUAUCAAGAAAUUAGAUCAUUAAAAAUCUUAUUUUUUUUUUUACAUACUCAGUUGUAAAAUUCAAAGAAUUCUUACCCCCAACUAAAUAAUUUCAUUAUAUUCCUGACUACAUUCUUAUUUUAUCUAUUUCGUUAUCUUACUUCGUAAAAAUAUUUAGUGAAAGGUUAUGCAACCAGAAUUUAUGAAAAAUGUCUUCAAGAUUUAGAAUACUAUUUACUCAGCUUCAUAGAUUGAAAGGAGUUGAAAAAAUUGUAUGUGCUAAAAGUAUACCGCACAUUAAACAUCAUAAAGACAAGGUGCCAGUCGUUUUAGGUUUCUCCUUGUUCACUUGGUUAGGAUUCCAAACUAAACUUAGUGCCGAAGACGAGUUGAUAUUGACACUCAAACAUUGUGUGCUAUUCAUUCAGAGAACUGAAUAUGAAAAAGCUGAGCAGCUUCUGCAUGUAGCACUGAGACAAGCUCAGCAGAUACAUCACCAAAUUGGUAUAACUUACAUCUAUGAUAUCAUGGCAAAUCUUGCAUUAGAAAGAGAACAACUUGAUAAAGCAAAAGACCUGUUUGUUGCAGUCACACAAAGAAUAAUGGCAGAUGGUGCCACUGAAGAUGAUUCUCGUGUAGUGCACCUCAGUCUCAAACUUGCAAGAGUUAGUCAUUUAAAAAAAGAAUAUACAACAGCACAAUUAGGUUAUGAAUGGUGCUUGGAGAAAUUAAGAAAAGCUAUUGAUAAUGAUCCUGAACUGAUGAGACUUCUAGCAUUAGCAGAAGACUGGUAUGGGCGCCUCUUUUUAGACUGUAACAAGAAUGAAGAAGGUUUAAAAUUAUUAGUUAGUGCUUUGAAUAGGAUGAAAGAAAUUGAUGACAUAGAAAAGGAACAUUUUGUUGUCCAGCUUAAUGACAUAGGCACUGUUUGUGAUCAUUUGGGGAGAACAGAUGAGAGCAUAAGUUAUUUUGAUGAAGCUAUUAAAUUAGGUAAACAAAUAGAGAAUAUGGAAUUGGGUACAAUGUAUGUGAAUCUGGGACGUGCAUAUAUAAAAAAGAAAAUGUUAACUGAAGCUAGAAAAAACUGCGGUUUUGGUUGGAAACUUGGAGUAAUGAAUAAAAACAAUGAUGUCAAAAAGGAAGCUGAAUUAUGUAUCAAUGAAAUAAAAAGAAUAUCAUAAUGAAAGACUUCUUUUAUUCAAGAAAAUUAAUGACAUUAGUUAUCCAAUUAGCAAUAAUCUCUUGAGGCAAUAUUAGUGUCAUUAUUAAAAAUAAAUUUUAACUUAAAAUUAAAUGCUGGUAUAGAGAGAGGUAUAUUGCUUAUGCUUAUUUAUUUUAUAACUUAUAUUAUCUAUUGAGCACUUUCUUUUGUAACACUGAAGGGUUCUGAGACAACCUCAGCACGUGAGUUAGUGAUGACAACAUCCUUUACUGGGCGGUCA